Molecule: messenger RNA, 934 nt
Organism: Cuscuta epithymum
Lineage: Eukaryota; Viridiplantae; Streptophyta; Magnoliopsida; Solanales; Convolvulaceae
Source: the annotation of a GenBank genome assembly
AUUUCUUAGAAGUAUUCUGGUCUUAUAUCCACUGCCAAGUGCUCAUUCUCCGGCCCUUAAACGUCAACUCCUCUAGUGAUUGAACAUGGCGAUUCCGAUGACAUCCCUCAUAUCAUCUUUCGCAUCUCUCACCUUCUCAUCUCAACUUUCGCAGAAGCCUCGUGCACUUCCGUUUAGCAACACCAAUCGCCUCUCUCUGUCUCUUACGCCCAAAAACCCUAAACUUCUUGUACCAGCCUCCGCUGUGGAAGCUCCGUCGACGGAGGAGCUGGAAGACGAUGACCUGCAGAACUAUGUCAAGUCGAGACUUCCUGGAGGUUUCGCUGCUCAGCAUAUAUUCGGAACCGGCCGACGAAAGUCCGCCUCUGCUCGUGUCGUCCUCAAGGAAGGUCCCGGCAAAUUCAUCAUAAACUAUCGCGACGCCAAGGAAUAUCUUCAAGGAAACCCUUUGUGGCUUCAGUAUGUUAAAACUCCACUGUUGACACUUGGAUAUGAGAGAAGUUACGAUGUUUUCGUCAAGGCACAAGGGGGUGGCCUCUCUGGUCAGGCUCAAGCGAUCUCCCUUGGCAUCGCCCGUGCUCUACUGAAGGUGAGCGAGGACCAUAGGAAAGCCUUGAGAGCACAAGGGCUCCUGACUAGGGACUCCAGGGUGGUGGAAAGGAAAAAAGUCGGCCUCAAGAAGGCCCGUAAAGCUCCUCAAUUUUCCAAGCGUUGAGGUUUAUGAGUGUGCCCCGGACGGUGUCCUCCCUCCCCCAUGUGUAACUUUUUUUCAUUUUGUUUAUACACUUUUCUGCUUUUUUUAUCUGUAUAAAAAAAAUUAAACAUUGCUUUCUGUAUGAAGGUCAUUUCCCAGAGAAAUAUUAUGAGCCGGCAAUCAGCAUUCUAAUUUACAAAUCUUGAUGAUUUAGAGUACAUUUGGCAACACUAAAAUUAG